Drosophila montana is the source of this 10249-nucleotide messenger RNA. It is a transcript of the gene sov, whose product is annotated as small ovary. Gene Ontology annotation, molecular function: chromatin insulator sequence binding. Lineage: Eukaryota; Metazoa; Arthropoda; Insecta; Diptera; Drosophilidae. The transcript has 8 exons. Gene Ontology annotation, biological process: regulation of transcription by RNA polymerase II. Gene Ontology annotation, cellular component: chromosome. The coding region runs from base 228 to 10025 and encodes 3265 amino acids. The record is from RefSeq and is a predicted model, not a curated record.
AACGCAUGAACUUCCCAAGCGCGUCGUGUUUGUUGUGUAGCUCCUAUCGAGUAUUAGAGCAUUCGGGUUUUUAAACAAAUGCUUUGCCGCUGCUGCAAACGUCGCUGUCAAUUGCCGUUGUUCCCUGUCGCCGCCGCUGACGCUGUUGCUUCCACUGGCAGCGGCUGUGCUGCUGCUGCUGCUGCUGCUGCUGCUGCUGGAUACAGUGAUUUAUUACUUUAAGUUAAAUGGCCGAUGCAGAUGUUGCCGAUAAGCUGGGCGGGCGAAGGGAAAAGAACACAGCGGUUCACAUAGCCAAGGUCGAGGAACUGCGCUCCUGUGCGCCCUUCAUCAAGAAUGUGGUGAAAACCUAUGGACGCCAGCUGGCCCAGGAGCAAUAUCGCAAGCUCAACAUGCUCGUCGAGCUGCUGGAAAGCGAAAUGCCCGCCGAGGAUUUCUAUCGUCGCUUUCCCGAGGAGAAGCUGAGCAAAAUCGAGGGCGUUAUCGAUAAACUGAAGGCCAAAUUUGGUGCCCUCCUCAAUCCCAGCGAGAUAAUUGUCAUUGAUGCCGCGGAACCAAGCGAGCUGCCAAGCACCUCAAAGGCAGCGCUCGAAGUUGUCCACAAAUCGAAUCCAAGCGCAGCGAAACCUGCUGCCAAAAUUGUGACAGACUUAACCAAAACGAAUGGCACAUCGCCCUCGCCCAGGCCAGACGCUGUGCACAGACCAAGUCCAGCUGCAGCCGUCAAGAGCUCAACGGCGGACUUCGAGCGCAGAUCGAAUCCGCCCAUGCCGAGCGCAACUCCGUUAAAUGCCGAACUGAGUUCACCGCCCGCUGCCAGGGCGGGCUACGAGCGUAGAGCGCAGCCGGCCAGCCUGACCGUCGAUCUAACCUCGCCCAUUGGCAGCAGGCGGCAGGAUUUCACCCGCAGAACCAACCAGCCAACUGUCACAACAACAGCAACAACAACAACACCGCCGCCCGCAGUUGUCCAUGUGAGCAGUGCCCAGGCGAGGUCGCCUCUGAUGGUUUUUGAGCGUCGCUCAAAUCCGCCGGCACCGUCCGUCGAAGCGAACGCCGCCGCCGCCGCCAGCUCUGAGGAGGAACAAACCAAGCUCAAGUCGCUGGAGGAGGCGCGCAAAAAGCUGGCCGCGUUGCGCGGCAACAGCGAGACAAUCGCCCCCCAGUUGGCCUCCAAUUGUAACGAUCCGCGCGGACGCAAGCCCGUCUAUGUGAACAAUCGCUUGGAGCAGCGUUCGCGGUCGUCGUCGUUGUCGCCGCCGCCGCCGCCGCCGCCGCGCACAUUUCCGUCAGCCGGACGGAGUCAGACGCGCCCUCCCCCCCAAACGGUUAACAUUCCACGUGCUGCUGCUGCUGCUGCACAGCACAACAUUCCGAUGCCGCUGCUCCGGACACGGGCGCCGCUCAAUCUCAACACAUCAGCCGCUGUUGCCGCCGCUGCAGCAGCUGCUGCUGCCGCCGCGGCCGCUGCAGCCGCUGCCAGUGCCGACUUUCAGUGCAGUCCCAAUGAGCCGCUGAUGCAGGCGCAGGAUUUCAAUGAAAUGCGGCGCUACAAUAAUAUGCCCGGUGGCACGGAGCUGCGCGAUCCGCGCUGCAACAAGUGGGGCAACAACAACAAUAAUAUUAAUGUGCCAUUGCUGGCAAACCCAACAGGAUCUCAGCAGCCGGGCGGAGCACCAGCAGCAGCUGCUAAUCAUCAGUAUCCGGGCGCAGUGCGUCGUCCGGCGCCCUACAAGGACGUGCCGUACGCUGGCUUCGAGGACGCGCCGCCUGGUCCCAACUGGCAGCCAGCCAACAAUAACAACAACUAUAGCUACAACAACAACAACUGGUCCAAUAACAACCACAACAACAACAAUGUUUACAACAAACCCAACGCCAGCUUUUGCUACCGCGGCGGCUACAAUCGCGGCGGCAUUGGCCACAAUGGCAACCCGCGCUUUCCCCCUCCCUCGGCAACGGCUGUCCACGCCGAGCCGCGCACCUAUCGCGAGCAUCGUGAGGCCAAGGCCGCAGCCGCCAAGUUGCAGGCGGAGAAGCAACGUCAACUGGAGUCAGCCGAAAAGCAGCGUCAAAUCGAACACGAGCCGCCGCCCGGGCCAAAGCAGACAACAGUCGAUGGCGAUCGCGUUCAGCUGGACACAUCGUAUCGCGAUGUGGCUGGGACGACGACCAACAAGAAGCUCGACUUUAAAAUACCCAAAAAGGUGCACGCGGACAAGUCGAGCGGCGUGACGAGAGGAGAGACAAGAGGGCAGAAGGCUGAUAAGACAAAUAGGUCGGAUGAAGUGCAGGAGGAGGAGGAGGAGCAGGAGCAGGAGGAGGAGGAGGAGAACUGGAAUGAUAUUGAUAUGGAGCAGGAGUCGGGCACGCCGAAAGGUAUUAACGGGGAAUCGAAUAAGGCACAAAAGAAGGGAACGGAUAGGUUAAAUAAGGUUAAUAAAGCGGAUAAAGUGAACAAAAGGGAUAAGUUGGAUAAGUCUACGGAUAAGACGUCGGAUAAGGCGGAUACAUCGGAUAAAGUGGCUAAGCCGGAUAAACCGAAUAAGUCAAUUAAAGCUGACAAAGCAGAUAAGACGGAUAAAACAGAUCAACUAAUAGAUAACACGGAUAAAGCAGAUAAGUCAAAUAAAAUGGAUAAACCGGAUAACGCAAGCAAAACGUAUAAAUUGGAUAAGAAACACAAAUCCGACAAGGAGCACGCAAAGCGCGACAAAUCGAAGCACAGGGAUAAGAAAGGUGAAUCGGAUAAGGAUAAACGUGCGCCGAAAAUGGAUAAACCCAAUGCGGAUAAACCCAAAGACAAAGAUGAAAAGGAGGCCAAGAAAACGGAUAACACGGAUAAUGUAGAGAACGAGCCGCCAUCGCCAAUGGAGGAGACGUCCGAAAAGCGCGCAGAGGCGGAAGAUCAGCCGGAAAGACGCAAAUCCAAAGGCGGCAGCAAACUGCCGGAGCAGGAGCAGGAGGAGGAUGGAGACGAGCAAGAGCAAGUGGAUCCGGAGGCGGACAAUGAGGACGCGAUUGUCGAUGUGGAGCAGCUGUCCGAAGAGGCAAACUCCGAGUCCAAAGAGGCGGACAAAAAAACUGAGACCGAACUCUUGCCCAAGGUGCCCAAGCUAAAGGUGGUGCUUGGUCCCAAUGCGCACACCAUCACAAUAAUACCGAGAUACAAUAACAACGACGACUCAAAGAUUGAGUCGAAGACAGCGACGGCAGCGGAAACGGAAGCGGAAACGGAGACGGAGCCGGAACUAAAGCGGGUUAUGAAACGUCGGAAAUCGAUGAUGCCGCUGGCCAGCAAACCGCUGGUGGAUAAAUCGGAACUGUUUACCGGUAACAGUUUUGUAUACGAGGACGUUGUGGAGCACCAGCGUCAGCAGCAGGAGCAGCAGCAGCAGACGGAGGAGGAGCCGGAGGAGGAGGAGCAGGAGGACAGCAAUGCCAGCCGGCGCGCCAACCGGCAUCUGGCGAAUAUGUUCGAGAAGACGAACGACAAUUGCAGCAUAUCCACGCACAAUAUACUCGCCGGCAAGCGGCGCUCCUGCUUCAAUAAUCUGGCCAUGAACGAGACACAGCUGAGUCGCAAUGUCUUCGGCCUGGCGUCCGGCUCGAAGACCAAACCAAAAGCCAAGUCCAAAGAGCAGGCGCCGUCAACGGGAACGGCAACGGCAACGGGAACGGCAACGGCAACUAAGCGCAAACGGGGCAGGCCGCCGAAGGCUUUGACGGAGGAGCGGGAGCAGCAGGUGGAGGAGCCGGAGCAGCAGCAGGUGGAGGAGGAGGAGCCGGAGCUGCCGCCUGCCAAGCGCGUCUGUAACGAAUUGGCGGCUUCGUUGCCACCGCCACGGCGCAAGCCCAAGCGCAGCGAGCUGGACAAGCUGAACGAGGACAUUGCGCACAUGUACUAUGCGGACGAUGUGAUGCGCGCGACCGGACGUAGAGCCUGCACCGCACAGAAGCAGAACCAGAAACAGAAGCAGAAGCAGCUGCAUGAGAGCAGCGGCGCCUCCAGCCUGAGCAGUCGCCGCAGCAGAUCGAGCAGCGGCAGCUUUGCCAGCCACGCGGACAUGGCGCCCUUUAUACGCAAUGUGGCGCGCCGUGGUCGACGCUUUAUGGGCGCCAGCAGCGGCAGCUCGGGUCUGGAUCGGGCCAGCUUCAAGGCCAAGCAGCUGGCGGCGGAAUCGAGGCGCUGUCAGGUGCGUCUGCCGCGCUGUGCCCAGCUGGAGGAGCUGAUCCGGGCGCAGUGCAAGCCAGCGCAGCGCAACAAGAAGAAGCGCAAGGCGUCCGUGUCCAGCCCCAUUAAGAACAUAAAUCCCUCAUGGCAUGCCAUGUCCACGGCGCUGACCAGCUGCGUCAUAUGUGCCAAACUGUUGCGCUUUCCCCUGCUGCACUAUGUGCAGCAACACGAGGAGCAUUUCGGCUCCCGGCUGCCGCCGGGCAUCCUGCAGCAGCUGCGCAACAACCAGGAGAAUCGGCCCGUUUACGGCCUGUCGCUGCCGAGCAACGCGCAGGGCGUCCGGUAUGGCUACAAAUGUCCGUUUUGCCGCAAACAUUUGCAGAUGACCAAUACCGGCUGGGUGGAGCACUUUGCUCGGCACACGGGCGAACCGAAUUUCCAGUGCUCUCGGUGCAAGGUGCCGCGGCAUCGCCUCAACGAAAUCGAACGCCAUGUCGGAGGCUGCGGCGCCGGCGCCCGUGUCGUUGUCAAUAACAAUUACAGCUGCCGGCUGCCGGUCAGGAUUCAUGUGUGUCAUCUGUGCGAUUUUGUGCAGCUGAAUCGUCAGAAUCUGGAGCGGCACUGGAAGCAUCAGCAUGCCUUCACGGACGAACCGUUGGCUGGCCUCGGCCAGAAGCUAAUCAUCUAUCAUACGGCCGGGGUGCCAAUUGUCAAGUCGCAGGCUUUGGCCAAGAAUCUGUUGCGGCGACACAAUUCGCUGGCCAAUGAUGCAAUGGCCAAGUCGAAGGGCAGCAAAAAGAACAACAACAAGAAGAAACAGCAAAAGCCCAAGCAGCCGACCAAGGUGGAGCCAGAGCAGGAGUCGGAGCAGGAGUCGGAGCAGGAGGUGGAGCCGGAGCUCGAGGAUGAAAACUCGUCGGCGUGCGUGGAUGUGCUGACAAUGCCGCCGCCCACGCUGCCGGAGGAGGAUCAGCUGCUGGUGCUCAACGAGUGCAAGCUGGAGCAGGAGGAGGAACAGCGCCAGCGUGCAGAGGAGCAGCAGCAGCUGGUGGAGACGGAACAGCUGCAUGGGGAGGACAAUCUGUCCGGCAUUGGCUCGGAUAACUCCGACAACGAAAAGGAACUCGACGAGGGCAUGAACACGCCCAAGCAGCGCGACGAAUGGAUCGAUGUCGAGUGCAGCAGCGGCAGCGUCCGCCAAAAGUCAAUCUUUCGCAAUUUUCACAAAUUCUGCAGCAAACUGGGCAACGGCAGCCCCGCCAGCAAAUCGAGCACCAGGUCAACCAAAUCCGCGGCGAGCAGCUGCUGUGACGGCGACGUCGCCGACUUGGAUUCCGUGCAAACGUCCGCGCAGGCAACCACGCCUACGCCUACGCCCACGCUAAUUACGGCCACACAGUUUAGCGUUGAGAAUGUGGCGUAUCGUUUGCGUGCAACGUCCGAGCAAGAACGGCCGCAACCCGCUUACUAUUGCAAGCAGCCCGGCUGCAAGUUCUUGUUCUCCAACGAGCUGGAGGGCCUAGAGAAUCAUUUUGUUCACGAACAUCCGCUGGUGCGCUGGACCGGACACUGCGCCACCUGUACGGAGCAACUGACGCAUCCGGAGCCGGAGCUGGAGCUGGAGCAGCGGACGAUCAGCGCGGAGCUGCAGCAUCUGGUCAGCCGGCACAUGACAGUUCCGGCUCCGGCUCCGGUACAAUCGGAGCCCGUCGUCCUGCCCAAGCUGCGCGUGCGACGCUUUACCGGAGAUCGUCUGGCUGCCGAGUUGGAACCGUUGCCAACCACCGCCCAGCUGGACCCCGAGAUGGAUCCGGAGCUAAUGCAGUUUAAUCAGGUCAACACAAAUACGAUGCUGCGCGAAUUGCUGGUCGCUGAGCCGCGUCCGCCCAGCCAACCGCAAGUGGAGUCAACUGAGUUCCCAGCCGCGCCCAAUCUAAAGCCUAAAGCUACGAGCGCUGCGAUCGUCGUCAAUCAUGCGUCCGAGCUGGGCCUGGCCAUCGAUCAGGUGUACAGUCUGGCUGACGGUCUGCCGCCCCAGCUGGCCGGCGAAACCGUGACGCUGCCGUCUGCCGUAACCAAUGGCCGAUUCGUGCUCACCCAGAACGUGGCCCAGCACUCGGCCGCCGAGAUUAACAUCACCAUCGAGCCACAGCCGGAGAGUGCCGCCAAUCAGCGGACCACGCGUCUUGUCGCCGACCGAUUCCGUUGCAUGGCGCCCAAUUGCAAUUUCUGUGCGCACACGGUCCUCUGUAUACGCGAGCACAUGAAGUUCCAUUGCUAUAGCUUUGGCAGCAAGGAUUAUCUGCAGUGCGCCUAUUGCCCGCACAUUGGCAACGAUGUGGAUGACUUUGUCAAUCAUGGCGUCAUCGAGCACGGACUCGCCUCGCGCUCUGAACUGCACGAAGCGAACGUUUCGCCCCCCACAGCACCCACGGCCCCAACGGCCACGUCGGUCAGUCAGCGUAUUCGCGAUCUGCUCAAUCAGCGCAACGGCACUAGCUCCACGAUAGCAACAACAGCCACUGUUUCGCUGGCAUCCACAUCUGUUGAGGCAGCUCCUUCGUCAACCUACUUCGGGGCACUGCGUGACACCAACACACCCAUAUCCAGUGUGUUGGAGGAGCUGCUCAAAAACACCGGCUAUGAUGAUAACAAGCUAUAUGCUUGCCCCUUCAAGGCGUGUAGCGUGCCGCUGACGGAAGACGCCUUUGUCAAUCAUGUGCACUUUCACAUGGCCAGCAGUCCGAAUAUUGGUGCCCUUACCUGCAAGUUCUGCCGACAAACCUUCGAGCGUCCGGCAUCGUUGCGGUCGCAUCUGCAGCAGAUGCACGCACGGCACAAAUACUUUUGCAGCAUUUGCCUGGAAACGACGGCGAAUCGAAGGCUAAUGCAUCAGCAUCUGUCCAGCCAGCAUGGCGAAGAAUAUCGUCUGGUCAAUUGCCAGCAGCAGUUCAUUGAGCUGCCCACACAGCCGGAGGAACAGCCGGAGAAUAGCAGCGAGGUGGCAAAAUGUUGGGUUUGCGCCGUCGAGCAGCCUUUCGGGAAAAAGCAAAUGGAAGACUUUGUCAAUAAGCUGCUGGACGAAUGGCUGUAUCGCCGCCAAGGCACCAAGACCAUCUAUCGACCCUCGGAGCUGAGUUUGCUGCCGCGCCAGCGCUCAUUCGCCCAGAUGCUAAUGUGCGCCGAAUGCCAGUUCCAGUCGCAGGAAUACAAACAUCUGCACAACCAUCUGCAGCAGCACAGGGAGAAGGCGGUGCUCGUGGCUUACCAUAAUAAGCCGACGACCAAACAGCCGCCGGCAUCCACAUCAUCCAUCAACGAGGCAGCUACUAGCACGCCGGCGGAGUUGGCUAGCUCGGCACCCGCAGCCGCCAGUCAAGAUGAAACGGGCAGCCAUGUGCCACGCAUACCCAAAUGGAAUUAUGUGCCAAAGGCUGAUCGGUUCGUUUGCUGCAUUGCCAAAUGUCGUGUCCAUCUGGCCACGGAGUCGGCGUUGCGGCAACAUUUCAUGACGGAGCACAGCUAUGGCCAGCUAUACAAGUGCGUCCACUGCCAAGCUGAGGACAAGUUGUCCACCCUCGAGAAGCUGCUCGAGCAUUAUGCCUAUCACAAGCGAUUCAUUUACCAGUGCGGUCUCUGCUCUGCGUUCCAUCCCAAGCGGCUCUUCAUCGAGCGACACAUUCAGCGGCAUAUCGGGCAGAAUGUCGACUUGAUUAUCCACAGGCGCAGCGACAACUCCCUCAACAGCGAGAUCCGUUGGAUUAAGUCAUCCCUGGUCUUACGCACCAACCCUGAAGAUUGGCUAUGCAAUCUGUGCACCGUGGUGGUGUCCAGCCAGGGCCAGAUAUUGGCUCACAUGGCACAGGUGCACGGACGCAAACAUCAGUUCAGCUGUGCGUUUUGUAGUGUGUGCGAUAAGGAUGUGACGGCAAUGAUCCAGCAUAUGCGACGCGAACAUCCCGAGCAGCGGGUGCAGCCCAUUAAGAACUAUCAGCGGUGCAAGGUGAAGAACUGGCAUACAUUGGGCUUCCAUUGCAAUUCGUGCGACGGGGCGGCCAACAGUUACCAGCGUAUGCGUAAGCACUGCGAGACACGGCAUAAGAUUGGAUUUCAAUAUAAAUGUGCCCACUGCCCGCAGGGGCAUGCCUUGGAGCGCGUCAUCAUUACCCAUAUGCAGGAGAAUCAUUUGGGCAAAAAGGGACUUGUCCACCAGCAGUUCGAGCGGGUGGCCAACGAGAUGCCCGAUAACGAUUAUUGGGCUAUGGCCCAUGCCUUCGAUACAUCGAUGAACACGAUGCCCAUCGCCAACAAUGCCGGCAGCAGACGCAGCAGCAGCAAUAACAACAACAACAAUGACAACAGUAAUAACAACAAAACCUGCACCGUCACGAGCAACAGCAGCAGCUUCGCCAAUGAGCCCACUAUUAUCGAUGAGAUCGAAUUAUUUUCGUCGGAUGAAGAGACUUAUGAACAGAGAACAUACGAAUUCACCUGUUCCCACUGCAACGAGACGAGCAGCGAUGUUUUCGAGCUGCGCACCCAGCAUUGGGCGGAGAAGCAUGCGGAGCAUCCAUUUUAUUUUAGCGUACAGCCGCAACUGCGCUGUCCGGAAUGCCGGAAUUUUGUGGGCAAUGCAAAGUCCCUGCUGGAGAAUCAUCUGCCCAAUGUGCAUUCCAUACGCAAUCUUGUGGCCUGCGAUGUGAACAAACCGAACGAGUGCGCCUUCUGCCAUCAUCGUUACCAGGGCUGGUUGGGUCUGGCCCAGCAUAUGGUGACCGAGGCGCAUUUGUCCAACGAUCUGAAAUCGCUCAAGGAUCGGGAGCUGAACGAACUGCUUAAGCUGGGCGCCGUCAGCCAGCGGGAGUCGCGGGAAUCGCCCGGCGAAUAUCCCAACGAGUAUUAUCAGUGCAACAUGUGCCGCGUGAUAAUGCCCACAAAUGUGGCAAUGGCGCAGCAUGGACGUGUGGAGCACAGCGGAUCGCCGGAACGCUUCUGUUUCCGUCAGGUCAAGGAUCUGCUCAUCUUUCACUGCUCCUUCUGUAUGUUCGCCUCGACCACGGAAAUGGAAACGCUGCGUCAUAUGCUCGAUCAUUAUAAGAAAUUCCGGCACUGCCAUUUCUGUCAGACCAUUCAAAAUGAUGGCUUCGAGGAGUAUAUACAGCAUUGUUAUACAUUCCAUCGGGAUGCCGUGCAUCGCUUUCAGGAGGUCCAUCCGUAUACGGAUCUGAAAAAGUUCCUCAUGCAGGUGCUCUACCAAUUCCAGAACGGUCUCAUCAUUAGCAAGAGCAGCCUGCGCCGCACACGCUUCAGGGACGAGCGCACCAUGCUCAAAUUGUACACGGAACUGAUGCGCAAAGCCCAACAGCCGCCGAUACCACGUCUGCUGAUCAGCCAGCUGCUCAAUCGCAAUGUCACGGCCACUGCCACAUCCACAUCCACAUCCAACGGCCGGCAGGAGCAGCAGCCCGGGGAGGCGUCUGCAAAGUUAAUCAAGCGACGCAAAACCCUCAAUCCCGAUGAUCUGAAUGCGCGCCUAAAUGCCACGCCCAGCGUGCCACAGCAGCAGCAGCAGCAGCAGUCGCAGUCGCAGCAUAAUAGCCGCACCUCUGUCAUCAAUUGGCACACAUCCUUCACGGGCGGCAAUCAACUAGCUGUCGCUGCUGCUUCUGCUUCUGCUGCUGCCACGCCCACAUCCACUGCCACGGCAGCGAGCAGAUCGACUCCUCCUCCGCAGCCGAUGCCCGCCCUCGAGCGCAUCCUAAAGCGUCGCAGCACCUUUGUGGACAUCGGGCAGCUGGCAACGACGCCUGGCCUGAAACGCGGCUGCCCGCCAGAUCGUGAUGCCUAAACGGACGGACUCCGGCUCCGUUUCAAUUGUAUAUCCCCACCCCGCCUAGCAAUACGUAAAGACGUUCUAAGGACUGCCAACAGUAUUUUGGCCAAUUGUAAAACUGACAUGAUAAUAAUGUUACCUAGACUUAAGGAAUAUGUAUUGAUAAUAAAUAUUCGAUUCCAAUGGCAAAGACUGUGCCGUCAGAGUGCAGACAAACAGUCCACAUUAUGAACAAGAAA